AUGGAACAAGAUUGUUGUGAAUUAUUGAGUGAAGAAGAAAUAGCUAAAAGUGCUGGAGAGGCUGGGGAAAAGCCGAUAUGUUUAAUGCAAAUUUAUGUUGCUUUACCAUCAAACAGAAGUAAUAUUCCUGUAAUUAUUAUUUUAGCUGGAACUUUUGUUUCGAUAUUUGACUUCCAAACAAGAAAAUGUUUAUUUACAAAACAAACUUCAGAUCCUUUAUUAACCUGUAAAGAUAACAAAAAAACAUUAAAAUCAACACCUUUUACUAGAGGUUUUUUCUUUUAG
Molecule: messenger RNA, 285 nt
Organism: Meloidogyne enterolobii
Lineage: Eukaryota; Metazoa; Nematoda; Chromadorea; Rhabditida; Meloidogynidae
Source: the annotation of a GenBank genome assembly